CGCAGAAUGAGUGCACUUGCUCCAAAGAUGGUAAUCAGGAUUGUACAUAACGAACCAAUGAAAUGCGUCGAAUCUUCGCAGCAAGCAUUGAACAUAGCCCCGGUUGCUGGGUUAAGUAGUAGUUAUCAUCCGCUCGUGAAGAUCCAAAAAGUCAACAGGUUUGUUUUUGUCAGGUCUAUCCCUUUGCCUUUUGCCUUUUAUCUUGUUCAAGCCCUUCCUGGUACAAAGUGACGGCUACGCAAACAAACACCUUCAAGGUACUCUUACCAGCAACCAUUGUCAUUCUCGACAUCCUCGUCCUCAUAAACUCAUAAACACAAAACCCAUCAACUCGAGAAAAAUGCACGCCUACGUUUCUUACAUGCUCCCCCUUGUGGGCUCUGUUAUUGCCCAGUCGACGACAACCAUGGUGGUCUCAAUGCCGCAACUCAACAUGAACAGGACAUGGAGCGGCUCAAUCGUCAAGGCCGACAAGACUCUGACCGAGAUCGACAUAAAGUGCGGCGCUCCUGUUGCCACCACGACCAUCAGCGCACCACCCUGUCAGUUUACAAACGGCAUCCGCGUAACGCAGGGCCCCUCGGUAUGGGGCUACUCUCUGGAAAGCACUGAGUCCAAUGUAGCCAGGACAUAUCAUGCGACUUGCUCCUUCAGCGAGUCCAAGACCAUGACAUGCUCAGGCUCGGUGGUCGCAAAGGUGACCGAAGGCUCCUCAACGGCAACCCACACAUCUACAGACGUCCAGACCGUCACCAACGCCGUCAUGUUCCCAGUCACGGCCAGCAUUACCGCCGGCGCGGAUAAAGUUGCCUCAGCCACCGCCGGCCCCACAAAGACUAGCACCGGCGGUCUGCCAAAGAUGACUCAAAAGGCUGUUCUGGCAGGCGUUGUUGCCGUGGUCGGAGGUGUAGUUAUGAUUUGAGAAUACAGAGGCUCUUUCUUUUUUCAGUGCGAGCUUUUUUGUUCUUUCUUCUUUCUUCUUGGUGUUGUACAAUGUUAUAUUUAUGGCAUAGCAGGAGCGCUUAUUUUAUACCCAUUGGCAGAGCGUUUAUAUCUAUACAUUUCACUAGUUAUUUUCUUCUUCUUUUGGCACCUGUGUCUUUUUUCUGUCCUUAUACAUCGAUUUGAAUCAAACCCAUAUAGAGCAUGCUUUUGGGGCAAACCCUAGAAUGUUCGGUUCCCUGUCAAGUUUAAUGGAGCAUUAGGAAUACUCUGACGAGAUUUGUUCAUCAUUUGUCAUCAGGGAAAAGAAUCCCACUAUAGAUAGUUUGCCGCAAAAACUUUUUUCUUUGCCAAAAUUAUUAUCAAAAGAGUAUAUGUGCAAGAUUGUACAAAAGAAAACAGG
Pyricularia oryzae 70-15 is the source of this 1345-nucleotide messenger RNA. RefSeq lists its product as uncharacterized. NCBI's taxonomy places the organism in Eukaryota, Fungi, Ascomycota, Sordariomycetes, Magnaporthales, Pyriculariaceae. Bases 341 to 922 code for a protein of 193 amino acids. The transcript is spliced from 2 exons. The record is from RefSeq and is a predicted model, not a curated record.